Molecule: messenger RNA, 3264 nt
Organism: Haplochromis burtoni (Burton's mouthbrooder)
Lineage: Eukaryota; Metazoa; Chordata; Actinopteri; Cichliformes; Cichlidae
Gene: tectb
Product: tectorin beta
Exons: 11
Coding region: 1171-2223 (350 amino acids)
Cellular component (GO): cell surface
Source: RefSeq, a predicted model, not a curated record
UGAAGUUAGUUUUUAUUCUAUUAUUUCAUAUUUAUCUAUUUUUAUACCCUUUAUUUAACUAUAAAAGCCUCAGUGAAAUAUAAAACCCUUUUUACAAUAGUUACCUGCCCAUGUAAGCUGCAAUAUAUUAUGUUACCAGGUAUGGAGUUAAGGGCGUGGCCACCAUUAUUAACAGAGGUACCAAUCAUAGAUCGUACAAAAGGUGGAUGUAGCCACUGUGAUGUCACCCAUUGGUUUGUGAAGUCCUAUUUGCAGGCUCAAGAUUGGUGUUUUCAGACAACUUUAUUUAAAAACAAAUUAUGCGACAAAAAUAAGGCUUUCUGCAAAGUACAACCAACCAAGCAAGUGAAAUUUUAGCAUUUUAUAAGUUACUUAGUGCUAAUUAGUAGAUAUGUGUUUCUUGAGUCCUAACAUUUUAAGAAUGCAGCUUGCUAGUCUAGCUUAGCUAAGAUUUACCCUCCCCCCUACAGGUGAUAUCUUUUGGCUAAAGAAAACCUCAAUAAACUCCAAAAAGUAGUGUCCACAACCAGUGGUCUUCAAGCAGUGUAUAGUUUUAGCCCUCAAAACCACAUUAAGGUCAAACCAAAAAUCAAAUAACCCAAUGACGACUCUACUGCAAAUCAUGUUGUUUUGGUCAGAUGGGCUUAAUUUGAUAAAACUUGCAUCCUUCUGGCUAACAUUAGCUUUCUUGCUAACACGGAUCUAUGUGCAUGAUAUUAAUAUUAGUUUUGCAACAAUAGCAACACUGAUCACACAUAAAGAGAUCACACAUAGAGAGACUCGCUUUAAAUUUUGUACUAGUCAAAAACUAAUAGUUUUAAUUGUAUAAAUUUAAGAAUUCUCUGUUAGCUGUCUUGAACACACUCUACAACCCUGAGAGCUAAUCCUUUGAGAGACUUUGGUCAUUUGAAAGUCAAUGUCUGAGCAGUACAGAGAGCUUUUGUGAGAAGCUGACAAUAGAGCUCUUAAACCCAUCCUGCCAAGGGAAAAAGUGGAGAUAGGAGAAUGGGUGAAAGUCGAUUAGCCUUACCUGUGAUAGUAUAAAAUCCCUCCCUAAGUUAUCAAGAGUUGUUAGCUCUUGAAUCACCACUCCAGGUAAACUGCUAAAGAGCCAUGAGGAACCUCUGACCUCAAGGUGGUUGAAGACAUUACUUCUGUCAGCACCACACUAUGGCUUUUGUCAGUGCACUGUUAAUGCUGCUGCCUGUUGCAUGGUCAUGCAUUCCCCAAAAAGCAGAUUACGUUAUGGUGUCAUGUUUCCCUAAUGCCAUAAUUGCCAACGUCCCAGAGUGUCCUUACGGCUGGGAGAUUGAACACUUGUCUCUCGGUGGAGUCUGUUACAAUGGAAUACACAGCCCAGGUUACUACCGCUUCAUCAUCCCAGAUCUCACACCCAAAAAUCACUCAUACUGUGGGACUCAGUCUGAGUACAUUCCCGGCAAAGACCCCAAAUACAUCUUCUACAACUCCAUUGUGUCCAACGAUACUUCACUGACAGUCAGAAACCAGCCUGUGAACUACACCUUCAGCUGCACGUACCGAGCAGCCUAUCUGGUUAAUAAUGCGGUCUUUAGCCAAAGCGUUUUUACUAAACCCUCUGCUUUUUCCAGAGUGGCUACAGUUUAUGUCAACAAUGGGAGUUUAGGCACUUUUAGAUCACAGUUGUCUAUGAAUGUGUUCACGAAUUCAAAGUUCCUGUAUGCCAAGGACGCUCCCUAUGUGAUUGAUACCUCUGAGAUCGGCUCUGAAGUAUUCAUUGGCAUCGAGGCAAAAGGUCUAAGUAACAGAUUCAAAGUUGUGAUAAACAACUGCUGGGCAACUCCUUCACCUUACUCCACAGACAGGAAAAGGUGGAGCCUCAUCAUUAAGAGCUGCUCCUCUGACAACACUGUGACUAUUUUUGAGAACGCCAAAGACAGCCGCUCCAUGUUCAAGUUCAACUCUUUCCGCUUCCAGCGGCAGGAGAAGGUGUCCACUGUUUGGCUUCACUGUGAGGUCCAGGUCUGUGAUGGAGAAAGGAUCACCUGUCAGCCAAGCCCCUGCUCUGUGAGGAGUUUGCCAUCAGAUGUAGACCCAAAUGGGGGGAUCCUUACUGCUGAAUUUCACAUUAAAGGUAAUCAGUCUUCUAAUAAUGGACACAUAACAGGCGUCUCAGUGCUCAUCCUGCUUGUGGUCCUGAUAAACACAUGUUAUGAUUUCAUCAAUGGAUCAAGAAUUUUAUAAAACAGUUUCCAUUAACACACAAACAAAGAGGGGAGUGCCACCCAGGACUCAGGGAGCGUAUGAAUACAUUCCUCCCCACGCGAUCAUUAUCUCACAAUAUGAUUUUUAUUUAGCAUGUUUAUUGAUGCUUUGAACCUUGUGUGAUAUUUCACUCCUUCCUCCAAUAAAGAUUCAUUACAUUUUGAAAGAAAAUGAAUUUUUUUUCCAUUUGUUCCAAACCAUAAAAAACAAAAAAAACAAAAAAAUUUCAUUCAGUCCUUAAAUUAAAACCAAAUUUUCGGUCUGACAGCACUACAACAAACAGAGCACAUGACUAAACAUAAUAUUACAUUUUUUCUAUUUCCAUGACACAAUCUAGAACAACUAUAAAAUGUCUUCUUCAUUUCAUGUUACACUGAAAAUAAAAACUCUGAUAUGGGAUUUAUUUAUUCAGAGGAAAAAUGAAAACAGAUUUUAAAUCUCGUUGUUUGCUUGUCAUGUUUUUAUGGAGUGUUUUAUAAUGGGAAGAGGUGUUUUUCUCAGUGAUCAAUCACAGCUCAAUCACAGGUAUUUGAUUAUUAUUAUAAUAAGCAUUAUCAAACUUCUGAUUUACAUGAUCUAACCAAACCCCACAGUGAUUGAGUUUAGUUAUUUGUGAAAUAGUCAUAUGACAAUAAUAGAAAAAUACUCAAUUACUGAUUUAUUUAUUCUCCCCAGGUCUCAGUGACCAAACUGUGCACAGCUGAAUGACAGAUGUUGAUACAACAACCAGCUCUGCAGCUGUAAGAAUAAAUUAGAAAUGCUUGAUUAGCUUACAAAAUAUUUUCUUAUGAGAUAACUUUAGGCACGUCAGAGCUGACUACAUGUGCCACAACAAACAGUUUGAAUGGAACGCUAAGCAUUUUGAAAUAAUUUACAGCCUUGUGUGCAAAAGUGGAUCCACUAAAUACUUAAAUCACAAAGAAUAAAGAAUUAGAACUGCAAUUAGUUGCAAUCCAAACUGCAGUCUCUGUUCAUGCAUUGUGUUCUGCAUUUUCACUUUGGCCUCCAUCCACAUUUUGU